AUGGAAAUUGUUUGGCGUAAUGUAAUUCUUUUCGCUGCACUUCAUAUUGGAGCUGUAAUCGGAUUAUAUCAGCUGAUCUUCAUUGCCAAAUGGCCGACAGUGUUCUGGACAUUCUUUUUGCAUGUAGCAGGUGCGAUUGGUGUUACAGCUGGGGCACAUCGUUUGUGGUCUCAUAGGGCUUAUAAAGCCAAUCUGCCCUAUCGUAUUCUAUUGAUGCUUAUGGACACCACAGCAUUUCAGAAUGAUGUCAUCGAAUGGGCCCGAGAUCAUCGGUGCCACCACAAGUGGACUGACACUCAUGCUGAUCCACACAAUACAAACCGAGGAUUCUUCUUCUCGCAUAUGGGAUGGCUGCUAGUGAAGAAACAUCCACAGAUCAAGGAACAAGGCAAGAAACUCGACUUAUCCGACCUAUUCGCAGAUCCAGUGUUAGUGUUUCAGAGGAAGUAUUAUACUCCAAUGGUGAUUCUGUUCUGCUUCCUUUUGCCAACAGUGAUUCCCGUACGAUUCUGGGGCGAAUCUGUAUUCAUUGCAUUCUAUACGGCGGCGCUAUUUCGUUACUGUUUCCUACUUCAUGCCACCUGGUUCAUUAACAGCGUUGCCCAUAUGUUCGGCUACAAGCCUUAUGACUCCCGUAUAUCUCCAGUGGAAUCAGUGUGGACAUCCGUCGCUGCAGUUGGUGAAGGUGGUCACAACUUCCAUCAUACGUUCCCGCAGGAUUAUCGAGCAUCCGAAUAUUCAUUAAAGUUGAACUGGACCAGCAUCUUUAUUGAUGCGUUCGCUGCAAUCGGAUGGGUGUACGACCGAAAACACGUGUCCGAGGAGUUUAUACGACGACAAUGUGCCAAUUACGGUGAUCCUGAUAAAAGAGGCAAAUGGUCUUCGUAUCUCUGA
This is a messenger RNA of Angiostrongylus costaricensis, 894 nucleotides long. The record is from the annotation of a GenBank genome assembly. Lineage: Eukaryota; Metazoa; Nematoda; Chromadorea; Rhabditida; Metastrongylidae.